AUGAAAAUGAAAAUUCAUUCAAUAUUCAUUCUAUUUUUAUGGUUUUCGGGUGUUCUUUCGAUGGGAAGACCAGUUCAACAAGAAGAAGAAUCAUGUGAAGUUCAAGAAGAGAUUUGCGAGGAAGAUCUAGAGGUUACAACAACCAUACCAAAAUCUCUGGUCUUUGAAGGAGCUGAGAACCAAACUGCGCUUCUCUCAUCAUCAUCAGGAGAUUCUGAAGACACACCAGAAGAGCUGAACUGCAAUACAAUAACAAGUUCAAACUUUGUGAAUCAGAUGAUAAGAUUUGGUCAACCUUUUGGAAGAAAUAAUACAAUUUACAUCUACGGAAAAGUCUUGGAAAAUGCGAAUCGAAGUGAUGUUUAUAUUUAUCGAGGAUUUGAGAAUGAUGAAAAUAGUCAAGAAAUUGCACUGCAUGUUAUUUUGGAUUUUGUGACUGGUUGGAUGAAGAUUUUUUCUGUGGAAAAUGGUGUGGAAAGUGUGAACAAAGUUAUUGCGGUGCCAUUUGUUAGGGGACAAGAGUUUGUACUGCAGAUAAGGUAAGUUAGCAGAAUGAACAGAGUUCACUUGUGCUUAUUGGAAAAAUCGCAGCCUUCUCCAAUAAGGGACUUUCAUUAGGAUUGAAACGGGUUUUAAUCAGGGUUCCGACUCUAAGGCCUCAAGUACUAGUACCGCAUAGUACUUGUACUAGGAAAUAGUACUAAACAGCCUACUGCACUUAACGUUUGAGCAAGGCCUUGUUUAAAAGUACUGUUUAAACAGUUCAUUUAAACAAGGCCUUGCCUAAAAGUACUGUUUAAGCAGUACAUUUAAAAAAAAAAGGCCUUGUUUGAAUGUCUAGGCCCUAAUUCAUUUAGACGCUACCUGUCUAGGCAAGAUGCGGAAUUAAACACGGAAAAUAUAGUACACUAGUACAGUACUGAAAAUGAUCUAGAGCUGUACUAUAAGGCAUGUUCCACCAAAAAAAAUAUUUUUUGAUAAUGAGGUAUUUGGGCACGGGGAACAUUUUGGUGAGGUAUACGGUCGGGAACAGACUUUUAAAGGCUAUUAAAGGCUAUUACCAGACUAUUACACAUUUUCCGAGUUUUUUUUUAAAACUAUCAUAACUUUUUAAUUUCGAAGCUUUUUAGAAAUUUCGACGACCACUGUAACGGUCUUGAGGUGGGCUACAUUUUUUGUGUUGACACCAACUUUCCUACUUUGCUCCUAGGAGGUGAAAAAUGCAUUUUUAUUCGAAUUUUUAUUAAAAAUUGACAUUUUCUAGAGAAAAAACGUGUUUUGCACACCUUAGGAGCAAAGUAGGAAAGUUGGUGUCAACACAAAAAUGUGUUUAAACAGUACCUUUAAACAAGGCCUUGGUUAAAUGCCUUAUGUACUAGUGCAUCGCAAUCAAGGUACUAGGUAGUACUGUACUAGGAAUGAAUUGAAAUUCGGAACUCUGGUUUUAAUGAGGUUUUGUAGCACUAUUUGUUGAUUUUUUCAUCAAUUUCUCACAAUAGUUUCUCUCUCUCAAAUAUUUUGAAGCCACUGACCCGUACAAAAAUUUUAAUUCUCCAGAAAUCUUCAUUGGUCAUUAUAUAUUUACAAAGGGGAUACAAGUUACGUGACACUUUCGCUAAACGCAAGUUCAAUUUUGGGAAAUAUUCGAACAACUGGAGAUUGGAUACAGAAUAAGAUUACAAUGACGUGUAAAUAUGAAGAUAUAUUUUCAACUGCCGAAUAUCCGGUGGCACCUAAGACUGAAGCUGUUCCUGAUUUGGAUUGUAAUGUGAUUGUGAGUAAAACCCUUGAUUUUACGAAUCAAAUAUACCAUCAUCGUUAGCUUAAAACUCAAUUUUUCAGAACGCUGAUUUCUCCAACAAAAUAGUCCAUUUGAUAACUCCAUUCAAAGUCAAUAUGUCACUCUGGUUUUGGGGAAAAUCUUGGAAAACUCCGAACACAGCAGAAGUUUUCUUAUAUUCUGGAUACAAUAAUACAUUAACCAGUCGAAACAUCGUAUUCCAUUUGGAGUUUCAAUAUGUUGAUCCAAGACAGAUGAAAAUGAACUCAAUGAAUUCUCAAGGAAAAUGGGUUAAUCAACAAACUGCACGUUCUCCCUAUUUUAGAGGAUUGCAUUUUGCUGUACAACUUAGAAGAACCUCUGUGGGGAUUGAAUAUUGGGCUGGAACAGAAUAUUAUAAUUUGACAAUGCAACUUGAUCCAAAUGUUGUUAUUGGAAAUGUAAGGACUAAAGGAGAUUGGGAUCAAUAUACAACAAAUAUUAAUUGCCCGAGGGAUCUAACGGCUACCACUAUGACUCCUACAUCCACGACUGGAUCGAGUGUAAUCGAAAAAGACACAACUACAGGAUCAUCUAAAGGUACAACUGGAUCAAGUGGAAAUGUUGGAGAAACAACAUCUAAACCUGAAACUACAACUGGUCUAAGUGGAAUGAACGAAUACACUACAACUUGUGCGACUGAAUCAAGUUCAGAAUCAACUACUACUGGAAUGAGUGGAAAUGUUGGAGAAACAACAUCUAAACCUGAAACUACAACUGGUACAAGUGGAAUGAACGAAUACACUACAACUUGUGCAACUGAAUCAAGUUCAGAAUCAACUACUACUGGAAUGAGUGGAAAUGUUGGAGAAACAACAUCUAAACCUGAAACUACAACUGGUCUAAGUGGAAUGAACGAAUACACUACAACUUGUGCAACUGAAUCAAGUUCAGAAUCAACAACUACUGGAAUGAGUGGAAAUGUUGGAGAAACAACAUCUAAACCUGAAACUACAACUGGUCUAAGUGGAAUGAACGAAUACACUACAACUUGUGCAACUGAAUCAAGUUCAGAAUCAACUACUACUGGAAUGAGUGGAAAUGUUGGAGAAACAACAUCUAAACCUGAAACUACAACUGGUCUAAGUGGAAUGAACGAAUACACUACAACUUGUGCGACUGAAUCAAGUUCAGAAUCAACUACUACUGGAUUGAGUGGAAAUGUUGGAGAAACAACAUCUAAACCUGAAACUACAACUGGUCUAAGUGGAAUGAACGAAUACACUACAACUUGUGCAACUGAAUCAAGUUCAGAAUCAACAACUACUGGAAUGAGUGGAAAUGUUGGAGAAACAACAUCUAAACCUGAAACUACAACUGGUCUAAGUGGAAUGAACGAAUACACUACAACUUGUGCGACUGAAUCAAGUUCAGAAUCAACUACUACUGGAAUGAGUGAAAAUGUUGGAGAAACAACAUCUAAACCUGAAACUACAACUGGUACAAGUGGAAUGAACGAAUACACUACAACUUGUGCAACUGAAUCAAGUUCAGAAUCAACUACUACUGGAAUGAGUGGAAAUGUUGGAGAAACAACAUCUAAACCUGAAACUACAACUGGUCUAAGUGGAAUGAACGAAUACACUACAACUUGUGCGACUGAAUCAAGUUCAGAAUCAACUACUACUGGAAUGAGUGGAAAUGUUGGAGAAACAACAUCUAAACCUGAAACUACAACUGGUACAAGUGGAAUGAACGAAUACACUACAACUUGUGCAACUGAAUCAAGUUCAGAAUCAACUACUACUGGAAUGAGUGGAAAUGUUGGAGAAACAACAUCUAAACCUGAAACUACAACUGGUACAAGUGGAAUGAACGAAUACACUACAACUUGUGCGACUGAAUCAAGUUCAGAAUCAACUACUACUGGAAUGAGUGGAAAUGUUGGAGAAACAACAUCUAAACCUGAAACUACAACUGGUACAAGUGGAAUGAACGAAUACACUACAACUUGUGCAACUGAAUCAAGUUCAGAAUCAACUACUACUGGAAUGAGUGGAAAUGUUGGAGAAACAACAUCUAAACCUGAAACUACAACUGGUCUAAGUGGAAUGAACGAAUACACUACAACUUGUGCGACUGAAUCAAGUUCAGAAUCAACUACUACUGGAAUGAGUGGAAAUGUUGGAGAAACAACAUCUAAACCUGAAACUACAACUGGUACAAGUGGAAUGAACGAAUACACUACAACUUGUGCAACUGAAUCAAGUUCAGAAUCAACUACUACUGGAAUGAGUGGAAAUGUUGGAGAAACAACAUCUAAACCUGAAACUACAACUGGUCUAAGUGGAAUGAACGAAUACACUACAACUUGUGCAACUGAAUCAAGUUCAGAAUCAACUACUACUGGAAUGAGUGGAAAUGUUGGAGAAACAACAUCUAAACCUGAAACUACAACUGGUCUAAGUGGAAUGAACGAAUACACUACAACUUGUGCAACUGAAUCAAGUUCAGAAUCAACUACUACUGGAAUGAGUGGAAAUGUUGGAGAAACAACAUCUAAACCUGAAACUACAACUGGUCUAAGUGGAAUGAACGAAUACACUACAACUUGUGCGACUGAAUCAAGUUCAGAAUCAACUACUACUGGAUUGAGUGGAAAUGUUGGAGAAACAACAUCUAAACCUGAAACUACAACUGGUCUAAGUGGAAUGAACGAAUACACUACAACUUGUGCAACUGAAUCAAGUUCAGAAUCAACAACUACUGGAAUGAGUGGAAAUGUUGGAGAAACAACAUCUAAACCUGAAACUACAACUGGUCUAAGUGGAAUGAACGAAUACACUACAACUUGUGCGACUGAAUCAAGUUCAGAAUCAACUACUACUGGAAUGAGUGAAAAUGUUGGAGAAACAACAUCUAAACCGGAAACUACAACUGGUACAAGUGGAAUGAACGAAUACACUACAACUUGUGCGACUGAAUCAAGUUCAGAAUCAACUACUACUGGAAUGAGUGGAAAUGCUGGAGAAACAACAUCUAAACCGGAAACUACAACUGGUACAAGUGGAAUGAACGAAUACACUACAACUUGUGCGACUGAAUCAAGUUCAGAAUCAACUACUACUGGAAUGAGUGGAAAUGCUGGAGAAACAACAUCUAAACCGGAAACUACAACUGGUACAAGUGGAAUGAACGAAUACACUACAACUUGUGCGACUGAAUCAAGUUCAGAAUCAACUACUACUGGAAUGAGUGGAAAUGUUGGAGAAACAACAUCUAAACCGGAAACUACAACUGGUCUAAGUGGAAUGAACGAAUACACUACAACUUGUGCGACUGAAUCAAGUUCAGAAUCAACAACUACUGGAUUGAGUGGAAAUGUUGGAGAAACAACAUCUAAACCGGAAACUACAACUGGUCUAAGUGGAAUGAACGAAUACACUACAACUUGUGCGACUGAAUCAAGUUCAGAAUCAACAACUACUGGAUUGAGUGGAAAUGUUGGAGAAACAACAUCUAAACCGGAAACUACAACUGGUCUAAGUGGAAUGAACGAAUACACUACAACUUGUGCGACUGAAUCAAGUUCAGAAUCAACAACUACUGGAUUGAGUGGAAAUGUUGGAGAAACAACAUCGAAACCGGAAACUACAACUGGUACAAGUGGAAUGAACGAAUACACUACAACUUGUGCGACUGAAUCAAGUUCAGAAUCAACUACUACUGGAUUGAGUGGAAAUGAUGGAGAAACAACAUCUAAACCGGAAACUACAACUGGUCUAAGUGGAAUGAACGAAUACACUACAACUUGUGCGACUGAAUCAAGUUCAGAAUCAACCACUACUGGAUUGAGUGGAAAUGAUGGAGAAACAACAUCUAAACCUGAAACUACAACUGGUCAAAGGGAGACCGGUGAGGAAACCACAACUUGUAUGACUGAAACAAGUUCAUCGAACCCAGAUGUCUCUUCUACACCUAUCAUUGAUGAUACAACUGAACCAACGUCAACCAAUCCAGCAUUAAAAUCUAGAUCAACGUUUGAUGAAGGAGCUACUACAAUUGCCAAUGUUUCUUCAACAACUGAAGGUUUGAACUAAAAUUCGAAUAGAAUUAUUUAUCAAUGAUAUUUUUAGAUCAAGAAGAAAGUACUAAAGCUCCUGAAGAGGAAUGUGUUGAAGAUCGUGUAGAAGACGAGGAAGAAUGUCAUGAAGAAGAAGAAGAAAUUCAAAAAAGUAAGUUGAAAAAUCUGACCUCCCAUCGAUGUUUGGUUUUUCAGAAAAACAUCAUCAUCAUCAUCGAGAGAUCAAAGAAAAAGAGGAGUGUCCAGAGAAAAAACAUCACAGUAAUUCAGAUAUCAAAAAUUGAAAAGAUUUUCAAAUUUUCAGAAAAUCGUCUGCAUCCUCGUCACAUUUCCAGUUCCAAAAGAUCAAAAAGAGAAGUUCGCGAAGCUAAAAUUCGAUUCAGUGAGAUGUUCGAUGCAUAA
Molecule: messenger RNA, 6245 nt
Organism: Caenorhabditis angaria
Lineage: Eukaryota; Metazoa; Nematoda; Chromadorea; Rhabditida; Rhabditidae
Source: the annotation of a GenBank genome assembly